AUGCAGUGCUGCAAGGGCCGCCUGCUGGGCAUCUCGGUGGCCGUGGCCCACGGUGUGUUCUCCGGCUCCCUGAACAUCCUGUUGAAGCUGCUGAUCUCUCGCUACAAUUUUCACUUCCUGACGCUGGUGCAGUGCCUGACCAGCGGCACCGCCGCCCUGACCCUGGAGCUGCUCCGCAGGCUCGGCAGGAUCGACGUGCCCCCCUUCAGCCUGAGUCUGGCCAAAGUGUUCGCCGGGGUCACGCUGCUGUCCACGCUGCAGUCCUGCCUGACCCUGUGGUCCCUCCGGGGCCUCAGCCUCCCCAUGUACGUUGUCUUCAAGCGCUGCCUACCUCUGGUCACUUUAACCAUUGGGGUGUUUGUCCUGAAGAAUGGUGUUCCCUCCAUCGGUGUGUGUGCAGCGGUCUGUCUAACCACCUGUGGAGCUGCUUUAGCAGGAGUUGGUGAUCUCUCGGGGGAUCCGGUGGGUUAUGUGACCGGGAUCCUGGCAGUGCUUGUGCAUGCUGCCUACCUGGUGGUGAUCCAGAAGACGGGCCAUGAGCAUCCGUAUGGCCCCCUGACUGCCCAGUACGCCAUCGCCGUCAGCGCCUCGCCCGUGCUGCUGCUCUGCAGCUUUGCCAGCCUGGAUGCCAUCAAGAUCUGGUCGUACCCGCCCUGGCACGACGCCACGUUCAGCUGUGUGUUCGCCUCCUGCAUUCUGAUCGGCUGCCUCAUGAACUUCACCACCCUGCACUGCACUUACAUCAACUCGGCGGUGACCACCAGCUUCGUCGGCGUGGUCAAGAGCAUCGUCACCAUCACGGUGGGCAUGUUGGCAUUCCGGGACGUGGCGCCCACCUCCCUGUUCAUUGCCGGCGUGGUGGUCAACACGGUGGGCUCAGUCACCUAUUGCAUCGUCAAGUUCUUCGAGACGAGGCAACAAGCCAAGUACGAGGACCUGGAGGAGCUGACCAAGGCGGACGAGGAAGGUUUGACCGAGUCCCCCAGCGUCACCCCUCAAACGCAUGAACUGCAGGAAGAUGCCAACGCACGGGCACUGCCCAAUGGAAGCCUGCAGGCUGAACACAACCCACUGACUGAAAAUUAUAUCGGGGUCUGGAGGCUAUUGAGACGCCUGCAACUCUUCAGGAAGGAUCCUCCAGUUCAGGAAUCGCAAUAA
This is a messenger RNA of Hemiscyllium ocellatum (epaulette shark), 1158 nucleotides long. It is a transcript of the gene slc35d3, whose product is annotated as solute carrier family 35 member D3. The transcript is spliced from 2 exons. Gene Ontology annotation, molecular function: antiporter activity. Bases 1 to 1158 code for a protein of 385 amino acids. NCBI's taxonomy places the organism in Eukaryota, Metazoa, Chordata, Chondrichthyes, Orectolobiformes, Hemiscylliidae. Gene Ontology annotation, cellular component: Golgi apparatus. The record is from RefSeq and is a predicted model, not a curated record.